AUGGACCUCCUGCUUCUGCUUCUGAUACUGCUGGUGUCCCAGCCACUAUCUGGAAAACUUAGAACGAAGUGCCUUCUGAAUUUCGAGCACCAGGAUGGAAAAAGACCAUGGAGCUACUACAGGGCAGGAGACCAUCUCAUUAGUAUCAUCACCACUGCAACAGAAGAAUUGCCUAUAGUGCUCCCUUUCAAUGCGGCUCCUUAUAGUCAGUUUAACUCCUUACCCUUUAGUGAGUCAAGCAUACUAUGCUUCAUUUUCAAUAUUCACACGGUUAACAAAGAACUCCAAUUCCUGCACAACCUCACCCUUGGCUACAACAUCCACGACAACUAUUUGAACACCCUUGGCACUUCAGAUGCCUUGCUGGACAUUCUCUCCACUGGAGAAGCCAAUGUUCCCAACUACAGCUGUGGAAGAAAGGACAACAUUUUGGUUCUUCUCGAUGCAAGUGACAGUGACAGCUCCAUCCAGAUGUCAACAUUAGUAGGCACUUACAAAAUCCCACAGUCUCUGCCUCAAUCCAAAUGUGUAGAAAAAUGUCAUCCUGGAUUUGCCAAGCAGGCUCGAGAAGGAGAGCCUGUUUGCUGCUAUGACUGUGUCCCUUGUUCAGAGGGGACCAUCUCCACUCGGGAAGGCCUUGUUUUAAUCAUCUUCAUUAAAUACCAAGAAACUCCCAUUGUCAAAGCCAACAACCGGGACCUCUCCUUCAUCCUCCUGAUCUUCCUUCUGCUUUGCUUCUUGUCUCCUUUUCUCUUCAUUGGUCAACCAAGGAAAGCCACCUGCCUUCUCCGACAGACAGUUUUCAGCAGCAUCUUCUCAACUGCCAUUUCUUCUCUCUUGGCCAAAACCAUGACCGUUGUGCUGGCUUUCCUGGCCACAAAACCAGGAAACCGAUUAUCUCNAUGGUUGGGGAAGAGCUUGGCCAACUCCAUCAUUCUUUCCUGUUCUGCUGUCCAAAUUAUCAUCUGCUCCACCUGGCUUGGCGUUUUUCCCCCUUUCCCUGACUCUGACCCCCACUCCCAGAAUGGAGAGAUCAUCCUUCAAUGCAAUGAAGCCUCUGUUGUCAUGUUCUACAUCACCCUGAGCUACAUGGGCUUCCUGGCUGCCAUCUGCUUCACAGUGGCUUUCCUGGCCAGGAAUCUCCCUGGGGCCUUCAAUGAAGCUAAGCUGAUCAUCUGGUCUCAGGAGGAUAAUAUAGCACUUGGGGAAGAAGAUGCAGCCCAGAAGCCCAGCACUGGAGGCCAAGAUGGAGAAGACCUGCACGGCCACCAUGAACGUUCCUUUGCUGCUCAA
Messenger RNA from Thamnophis sirtalis, 1293 nucleotides. The record is from RefSeq and is a predicted model, not a curated record. NCBI's taxonomy places the organism in Eukaryota, Metazoa, Chordata, Lepidosauria, Squamata, Natricidae.